Apis florea (little honeybee) is the source of this 1581-nucleotide messenger RNA. RefSeq lists its product as uncharacterized. NCBI's taxonomy places the organism in Eukaryota, Metazoa, Arthropoda, Insecta, Hymenoptera, Apidae. Gene Ontology annotation, cellular component: cytoplasm. Gene Ontology annotation, molecular function: protein binding. The record is from RefSeq and is a predicted model, not a curated record.
GGCGAUUAAUAAAUUUUUAUUAAUGAUAUAUAUUAUAUAAAAUAAUUAAGUAAAAUGUGUAAUAAAAAUAUGUAUUAUUAUGUACUUAAUGUCUAUUUUCUUUCACCAUUAUUAAGAAAACAGCCAAAGUUAUUUUGGGUAUACAUUGAAGGUUGACUGCCAACUUCAGAAAUUCAGAUCUACUUCUUCAAUUUAAUAUAUAAAAACGAUUUUGAUUAAAUUUAUUUAAAAAUGGACUCAGAUUCUACAGAAAUGGUGAAAGAAAUCAAAGAUAAGGUAAUAUUACAUUGGAAUUGUCGAGGUCUUGUGGAAUUUCCUGAAGCGAUAAGAAUCUAUGGAAGCCAUAUUCAAGAAAUAUAUUUAAAAUGGAAUAAAAUUACUACCUUACCUUCAUGGAUUGUAGAACUUUUUAAUGUUACUAAUUUGUAUGUUUAUGGAAAUUUGAUAAAGGAAGUACCUCCAGAACUUUGUCAAAUGAAUCAAUUAACAGUUCUUGAUUUGAGUGCUAAUAAAUUAGAGCAAAUAUCCCCUUAUAUAGGAAAUUUAAUAAGCUUAAAAUCUUUAUUACUAAAUGAAAAUUUUAUAGAUAAAUUACCAAAUGAAAUGAAUCAAAUGCAUAAUUUAGAAAUUUUGUCUAUUUCUGGAAAUAAAUUUGUUGCACUGCCAGAAUGGAUUGGUUCCUUACCUAAAUUAAAAGAAUUAAAUGCAGAUAAUAAUUACCUUAAAGAACUCCCAAAUAGAUUAACUUUAUCUCCACAGCUGUCAAUUAUUUCUGUAUGUUCUAACAGGCUAAGAUAUUUACCAUUAAAUGGAUUUGUAUCUUCUCCUUGCAUUAAAUUUGAUGCAAAUAUAUAUUUAAAUUAUUUAUCUUAUCCACUUCUUUAUCAACUAACAUCUCAAGUUCAAUAUUCAUUUAUUCAAGAUCAAAGAAAUAUUUUGGCUUAUGGAUGCUUUGCAACAUGUUAUGAAAAUACUACAUUACAUACACAUAUUAAAUUAAAAAUAAAAAUAAAUGAAAAGGAUACUGACUUUAUAAUAGAAUUACCACGUCAGCUUUUAAAAGUUCAUAAUAUACUUGAAAAUACAGUUAUUUCUUUAUGGGAAUUAUCUUUGAGAAAAGUUUAUACCGAAAGGUAUAAACAUACACUUAAUAUUUCUGUAUCACCUAUAAGCAUAAAUGUUCAAUAUGAACCAAUUCAAAUAAAAAAUUGUCAGAAACUUGAUUUUAAUGUUUCAUGUAACUUAUUAAUGAAUGGUCCAAUAAGUAUUUGUGUAAAUUUUCAAUGUCAACAACCAAUUUUUACAGAAGCUUGGAUUAUUAUUGGUAUGAAUUAUUAUGGAGAAGCUAUAACAACAGUUGCAUUAUGUUGCUGUAAAAGAUGUGCAGCUGAAUUUUCAAAACAUUCUAAUAUGACAAUUAGACAUACUUGGUACUGCAUAAAUUAAUAAUAUUAUUUAGAAAAUAAUUCUGUAAAUAUAUUACAUUAAAAAAAUAAGAAUUUAAUGUUUUCAAAUCAGACUAAAAAUCUUUGUAUCAUUUACAAUAUUUCUGAGUAAUAUUUAAUAUAUAUAAGUAUUAAA